CCAGUUAAAUUAAAAUGUUUUCAUUGAAUAAUUAAAAACGAAUGCAUAAGCUCUUAUUUUGAAAACAAAAGAUUUCCGUUAUUGUUACUGGUUUCACGCUGCUUGUCGUUUCCUUUUGUGAGGCACAUGAACACAGUGAAGGGCUUCAGCCUAUCUUUGGAAUGCAAACAUAUCAAGACCUAAUUCUGCAAGUAAGUGGAGCCAAGGCUUUGCGUAAAGGUACCAAAAUACAAACCCUUUGGAGUGGCUAUGGCGAGAUAGUGAGAAUUCAUUUGGAAAACUGUGAUCGUCCGUCUGUGGUCGUCAAACAUGUGAAGUUUCCACAGGAGUCUGCACAUCCAGGUGGAUGGAAUACCGACAGGUCUCACCAGCGAAAGGUGCGGUCUUAUCAGGUGGAGACAUAUUGGUACCAGAACUAUGCCACCAAUGAUCGUUGCCGUGUUCCCGUUUGUCUUGUGGCUAGAUCUUUUGGGGAUGAACAGGUGAUUGUUUUGGAAGACCUGGAUGUGGCGGGAUUUGAUGAGCGAAGGAAUAGUGUGAGCGAUGAUGAGAUCAAGGCUUGCCUCGGUUGGCUUGCCAACUUCCAUGCUUUCUUCAUGGGGGUUGAACCAAAGGGAUUAUGGCCCAUAGGUACAUACUGGCACCUGGAGACCAGACCCGAUGAGCUGGAGGUCAUGUCAGACCAACCACUGAAAAAAUCUGCGGGGGAAAUAGACAGGAUACUUAACAGUUGCCACUUCAAAACCAUUGUGCACGGGGACGCCAAACUGGCCAACUUCUGCUUCUCUGGGAACGGGAAUAGGGUGGCAGCAGUGGACUUUCAGUACGUGGGGGGAGGCUGUGGGAUGAAGGAUCUUAUUUAUUUUCUUGGUAGUUGUAUGAAUGACAAACAGUGUGAGAAGAGAGUUCCAGACCUGCUGGACUACUACUUUUCUGAACUGAGGGCAGCUGUGGACGAGCAAGUGAAUUUCAAGGACCUGGAGGCAGAGUGGAGGGAGAUGUUUGCAUUCGCAUGGACUGACUUUCAUCGUUUCAUGCUUGGAUGGAUGCCCGGGCACCAUAAGAAUAAUAGGUACAGCAGGAAGCUUACCCAAGAUGUACUGACUAAGCUGAAACAAAAGCACUCAAAAUGAGGCUUUCUUUUAUUUUUUGCCAUGUACACACCAUUCAUGAUUUAAUGAUUAAAUAUGCAUUCAUUCAA
This is a messenger RNA of Clupea harengus (Atlantic herring), 1201 nucleotides long. RefSeq names its product protein kinase-like domain containing (gene pkdc). The record is from RefSeq and is a predicted model, not a curated record. Lineage: Eukaryota; Metazoa; Chordata; Actinopteri; Clupeiformes; Clupeidae.